UCGACCGGCUGAGGAGACGCAGCCGCAGAAAUCAACAGUCCUGCUGCACCGCUCUCACCGCCACCCUGUCAACAUUUCCUUUCAGAAUCAGGCACCGAGGUAUCUACUACAGGUUACAGACGUCUGUGACAGCAAUAUGGCAUUCAACGCAAGUGUGGACUCGCAGUUGACGCAACACAUGCUGUUCGGAUGGGUGGACCACCUGUCGUUCGCACUCAUGCUGGGCCUUUCCGCAGCCAUCGGUGUUUAUUUUGGCGUGUUUGGUCGCUCCAAGAAUACUGCACAAGUGGACUACCUGCACGGCGGAAAACGCAUGAGGGUAUUACCCGUCGCAGUGUCACAAGUAUCUAGUCAUAUUUCUGGAAUCACGCUGAUGGGAGUGCCUGCAGAAGUAUACCUAUACGGCAGCGUCUACGGAUGGAUUUGCUUAUCAGUCAUCAUUUUCGCACUCAUCACCAACUACGUGUUCCUUCCUGUUUUCUUCGAUUUGCAGCUCACAUCAACUUAUGAGUACUUGGAGCGCCGCUUCAGCCGUACGAUUCGCUUAUUUGCAUCUGGAUUCUUCACGCUCAAUCUGGUGCUUCACAUGCCUUUGUUCGUGUACAUGCCUGCUAUCGCACUAAGCCAAGUGUCUGGGAUCAGUGUCCACUGGAUCACUCCUCUGGUAUGCAUCGUCUGCAUUUUCUACACUAUGCUGGGCGGCCUGAAGGCGGUGGUGUGGACGGACUUCCUGCAGAGCGGAGUCACGCUGGCAGCCUUCAUCGCGGUGCUUAUCCUGGGGUUGGUGAGCGCCGGCGGCUUCGCAGAGGUGUGGCGGGCCGCCGAUGAGGGCGGCAGGGUCUCCUUCUUCGUGAUGACCCCCGACCCAUUCGUUCGCAGCUCCUUCUGGGCAGUGGUGAUCGGCGCGACGGCAUCAUUCGUGGGUGGCUGCGCCGUCCACCAGGGCAUGGUACAGAAGUUCAUGUCGCUGCCGGAUCUGGCAGCUUGUCGAAAGGCCCUGGCUGGCUUCACUUUUGGCAUAAUCCUCAUGAAGGUCAUCAGCGUCUUUUCUGGGUUCCUGCUCUACGCCACCUAUCGCGACUGUGAUCCUGUCAAAACCCACGAGGUGUCUCGUCCCGACCAGCUGCUGCCCUUCUACGUGAUGCGGGUGGCCGGCCACGUCCCCGGACUGCCGGGCCUCUUCGUCGCCGGCAUCUUCGGCGCUGCCCUCAGUUCCAUGUCUGGCACUCUCAACGCUCUUUCUGCUACUAUCUACGAGGACUUCCUGCUGCCACUGAUGCCCAAAAAGAAGACGGAUCUCCUGGUGAAUUUUAUAAUGCAAGGUAUCGUGCUGGCUGUGGGCAUCGUCACCGUGGGAAUGGUCUUCAUUGUCGAGCGGCUGGGAACAAUUCUGGAGCUGGGCUACAGCGUGGGAGGCGUGACGAACGGCGCGCUGCUCGGGAUAUUCACACUCGGCAUGCUGGUUCCCUCGGCCAACACCAAGGGAGCCAUCGCGGGCAGCCUUUGCGGCAUGACCGCCGUGGCGAUCCUCAUAACCGGCGCGCAACACGCCACAGCCACCGGAAGAGUCAGGUACCCGCCGCUGCCGACUUCCGUGGAUGGGUGUCCCGGUAACGUCACAGCCAGCGUGUACAGCGCCGCAGCAGCCGCCGCGACCAGCACUUCGGCGGAUGACGUGCCGCUGGUGUUCCGGCUGUCGUACAUGUACUACACUGUGGUGGGCGCCCUGAUCGUGGUCACCGUCGGCUGGGUCGUGAGCCGCCUGACGGGCCCCCUGAAGCCCGGCGAGAUCGACCCCAGGCUGCUGGCGCCGCAGGUGCGGCCCGCCGACCUCAGAAGAGCGGCCCAGCACGACCCCGCUGUCGCAGAGGAGCUGCUGCCACGCGGGACACAGCACAAGCCCGCCACCGACGCCAACCCCUAGCUAAUGGGUACCAGGGGAAAAGCGUCUGCCGCAAACACUACGACAGUGUACGUGGUUGGCGUGUAAGUUCGUAGCGUUUUUCCAAAAGUUUAAUAAACACGACAGACGCACAUAAGAGAGAUUUAGUCACCAAUAAUAUAUUGUCCUCCACUACAACAGUUUUCCAACGAUGGGGUAACUUUGUGAUUCCGCUACUUUAGAAAUCACGUGGUUUUGAGACGAAGAACACGUCGAGCCAUGUUCGGAGCGCAUUUUAACUGAGAAAGAAGUUCCUUGGAGUUUGUUAGGCAGACAGCGGAAAAGGUGAAAAUCUGAGAACGAAAGAACAGUUAAAUAAGGUGAGUGCGGAAUGAUUUCCCAACCCAAGGCCUGUAAAGUGUCUUUUCGUCAGUCUAUCAGAAUGCGGGCGGGCGUUAUUGCACUGUUGCUGGCCGUUAUUGUAGGAUUACGUCAGCAAGACGUCUCAACUGUUCACAGUAAAGGUCAGUAGUGAUGGUUACACGUCGCGGAAGCAACGCGACAUACACCCACUGCCGGUGUGCCGCCAGCUGCAUAAUAUCUUUUGUAGAUGCGAGUAGCUCAUUGCUUGGGAUUAACCGUAACAUUUACCAGGAAUGAGACAAGGUAGAAAUGGUCGGCGUCGUUCACGAACAAAUUAAUAACGAGUAAGCAGAGAUGCACAAAUGGCCACUCGCUGAUUUUUGUCAUUUUGGCUUAGAGCCAGCGGUACCUGUACACCCUAUCUUUGAUCCUUCCCCAGUCCAUGCGAAAGUCUCAAGAUGAUGCAAUGAUCGUAGUUCAUCCUAUGUAUGAGUUCUCGAGCACACUGACAUUAAUAACUGCUGAGUAAUACGUUUAAAUGAUCUUUAUACGUAAAGUGGAAUUUCACUAAUUUAAAAGGAAACCUUUUUAAAACGACUAAAUAAUUUUGUUGCUGCUCUCUGAUCCAGUGACAUUGUCCCUAAACACGGUGCGAACAUUUCUGGCUCCCUCUGCUGCUGUCGCCCCUCCAUUGAACUAUUAUAUGGUGGAAAUGAUCCGAUUUCUUUAUUUGGCACUUCCCCUUUCUAGGGUCUUCAGCUCCACUCACUAUGUCGAAGUGGCAAAUUGACACUACGUUAACUUAUACGGCAACAGUGAACUACAAUAAGAAAAUGACACUCUAUAAGAAAACCCAUAGCAAUCGGAAUUGAAAAAAAAAAACAAAAAAAAAAAAAAAAAAACGCUACGAACUUAUGCACCGACGUAAUAUUUUUACUUCAGAUUGAAGGGUGUCAGUGAUCCUCUUUAACCAUUACCUUUGUUUCUCGCAGAAAGAGCUCACUAGUCACAAACAACAUAUUGAAGUGGAGAUAGUGAAACAAAUGAAAAGUAAAAUCUGAAAAAUUUUUCCCUUGUCUCUUUCAUUACAACACAUUAUCAGACACGAUUAUUACGCAAGUCUUAGGCUUCUACAUUUAAAAAUUCCCAUUCACGUUGAUAGGAAACACAACAUCUCUAACAAGUACAUUUGAUAAGGCGAAAAGAGUAUACCACAUUUAUCAUAAUGCUUAAGAUCAGAAUCAAGGGCAAAUCCAACCAAUCAAAUAAUAAAAACGCCGUCAUGAUUAGGCAAGAAAAUAUAUUGGUAUCUGACCUUUGGAUCUAUCUGGAAAUCUGAAUCUGUCUAAAUCUGAAUCUGAUUAAGUAGCCUCAGUGCGACUGACCAAGGAACAAAUUUCUUUGACGAUUUAAAAUAACACUUCUCAAGCAAGGACACCUGUUCUCAUCAAUUAGGAGCGGUGAGACGCAUGCAGGUGAAUAGGCUGAGCUCUACUCCAGGAACUUGACGUUUACUAAAAUAAGGUAUUUUCUCUUCGAAGUUAUCAUUUAACAAGCAAGGUUCGCCAUAGCACAAUGGUUCCUUACGACGUUUGAUUUCUUAAUCCGUUCUAUGGACAUUAUUCUUUCAGAAAAGGUUCUUGCUGUCGGGGAGAUCGGACAUGGUUGAUCUUCCAAACGCAUUAAAAAUUCAGGCACUCACUAUGGCGAUGUAAGGAAAACAAUAAUUCCUACGAUCUGAAUUCUGUUGUCCUCAAACCUAGCAUGCGACCAUUCAUUAUACUCAAGAAAAUCUGUCGACCACAAUCAGGAAGUCCUAACAAGGCUGGAUUGCGAAACAAACCAAGUCAUCCUUUCAAAACUAAAAUUAAAACCGAUAAAAAAUCUAUACACACAGAUCUAAGUGAUAUAACGCCAACUAUAACUGAAUUUAAUUAUUGAACAUAUAACCUGCAAUGAGUAACGAAAACGAUUGACUGGAUCUCUGCCAAAACGUUUUAUCGUAAGUGCACCCCGGAAUAGCACGUGUUACUCACCACGUCAUCAGAUCCUAGCUUGUUGUUACAAACUGUUUUCUAAAACAAGCCAGACCUUGUGCUCUGAUGCAUCCUUCCAGAGUGGCGGUGGCCGCCAACCAAUCGUCACAAGAAACAACCCUGCGGCACCAAACACUUUGCCCAGACAGGUGGAAGUUAAAAAUGCCAGAGCCCGCUUCAUCUUCACAAUAGCUUACCAAACAGAAGUUUGAUGGAUAACUCGACAGUCCGCACCUUGAUCAAACUAAUAAAGCACAAGACAUACUUUUAAAAAGAAAGGGACAAACCGCCUUCGGUCCAGUCACACUAAGAUUCAAUGGAUGUUCCCACUCUUCUACAACAAGAACCAAGAAAGCUAUAUGCGUUCUUCGAUUACACGUGCUCUCCCAAUUAAGUAUUCAUACAUCACAAUCUCUGAUUAGGUGUCGGCCGCUGUGGCCUAGCAGUUCUAGGUGCUUCAGUCCGGAACCGUGCUACUGCUACGGGCGCAGGUUCGAAUCCUGCCUCGG
Molecule: messenger RNA, 4790 nt
Organism: Schistocerca americana (American grasshopper)
Lineage: Eukaryota; Metazoa; Arthropoda; Insecta; Orthoptera; Acrididae
Product: sodium-coupled monocarboxylate transporter 1-like
Exons: 13
Coding region: 137-1924 (595 amino acids)
Biological process (GO): transmembrane transport; sodium ion transport
Cellular component (GO): membrane
Molecular function (GO): symporter activity
Source: RefSeq, a predicted model, not a curated record